Molecule: messenger RNA, 624 nt
Organism: Sorex fumeus (smoky shrew)
Lineage: Eukaryota; Metazoa; Chordata; Mammalia; Eulipotyphla; Soricidae
Gene: TMEM154
Product: transmembrane protein 154
Exons: 8
Coding region: 1-558 (185 amino acids)
Source: RefSeq, a predicted model, not a curated record
AUGAUGAGGCCCAGUUUGGCCUCAGCCGGCUUGAUGUUUGAGGUGCAGUCUCGACCUCUGGAACGUUCAAAGGAUUCUAGGAGUAGUCUAAUUGGAGGUCCCUUGGAGGACACAGAGCAUUCAGGAUAUGCGCCUGUAGAUGAAGGAAUGACUUCCCCCAGCACGGUUGCUACAAAGACCACUGACCUGGCCCUUCAGAGAAUGAAUUCUACCAACAGCGAUGAGGGUGCGAAUCAGCUGGAGUUCUAUUUAAUGCUGUUGAUACCACUGGUUUUAGUGGCCUUCCUGCUUUUGUCAGUGGUUUUCUUUGUAAUAUACUAUAAAAGAAAAGAAGCCAAACAAGAGCCUUCUAGCCAAGGAUCACAGAGCGCUUUACAGACACAUGAACUGGGAAGUGAAAACUUGAAAGUCCCUAUUUUUGAGGAAGACACUCCGUCUGUCAUGGAAAUCGAAAUGGAGGAGCUGGACAAGUGGAUGAGCCCCAUGCACGAGGACUGUGGGUGUUUGCCUCCUUUAAAAGAAGAAAAGGAGCCCAACCUCAGCCCAAGUGACCACUAAGCCCACUACUGAAUGGGGCUGAUGUUUUCCAAGAGAGGCUGUCCUGGAGGGAGUCUGCUGGCCUGC